CCGCGUUGAGCGAAGGGGGGACAGACCCCUCGGACCCGUCGUGGAAGCCGCUGACCUCCACCCAGUUACCCGCAGGCAGGGGAGUGACGAUGGAUCUGAUGCAGCGGCAGGUAAACGAGUCCUGGAGGGCGACAGUCGAGCAACGGGAGCAGAGGAGAGGGCUGCCCGGGAGAGGCACUGGACCCCGUCCCUUUGCCGGGGAGGGUCCACAGGACUAUGAGGAUGAGAUGCCUCAGCAGGGGACAUCAGUUUUCCCCACGGGCCUGUCAGGAAGGAGCCAAAUGCCUGGGAAGGGAGAAUUUCGGGUGAAGUUCAACGGGGACCCCAAACAGCUGUCUUAUUUCAUUACAAACGUAAGACACUUCAUGGAGGAUUUUGGGGACCAAUUCCCUUCAGAAAGCGCAAAAAUCCACACGGUGGGGGCAAACUUGAAAGAAGCAGCUGCAGACUGGCUAAUGCAGAUGUAUGAUACGGGUGCCCGGGAGCUGGCCUGCCUGGAGGAUUUCCUAAGAGCCCUCCGUGAGAGAUUCGAAGACCCUUUGGCAGAGGAGAGGGCGAAGGCCCAACUCAAAAGGAUAUACCAGGGAGGAAGGACAGUGUCAGAAUACGCCCUGGAAUUUAAAGCCACAGCGGGGAAGAUUAGGGACUGGUCCGACACCACCAAACUGGAAUAUUUCAGGGCUGGUUUACGCUCUGAGGUGCUCGAGUGGGCUUUACACAGAGGAAAUCCAAGAGACUUGGAGGACUGGAUUUUGCUAGCGGGGCGCGUGGAGGUGGACCAACAGCAAAUCUCUCGUCGUCCAAGGGAGAGCAACAGAAUCAAACCCCCGACAGCAGCAACACGGCGCUUCUCCCCUCGUCGCGGAAGGUCGACCAGCAGGGAGAGGAGAGCAGGGAGGGGGGCCUGCUUCGCUUGCGGGCGCGAGGGACAUCGAGCGGCAGAGUGUCUGAAAGGGACAGGCGUGGAGACAAAAGGAGAGAGGCUUCACAGCCAGAAGCUGCCCCACCAGAACUCCAAACUAGCCAAAGGGAAAGCUGCCAUGGCAACGGAAACGGCUUUAGCCCCAGGGCAGCUUCAGGCAGAAGAGAUGGAGGAAGCGGAGGACCUGGAGUUACCGGGAAACGACCGGGAUCUGUUUUGAACGCCCGGAAACAGAUCGAACCACCAGAGGGCGAAGGGGGUGAGUUGAGAAGAGUAAAUUGUGACAUUGUGAGAGUCAGAGUGAGGCUGUUGAACCCAGAGACAGGGAUUCAGGUAGAGGCAGAUGCUAUGUUGGACUGUGGGUGCACGAGAUGCCUAAUUACUCCCGAACUAGCAAACAGGUUGGGGGUGGAGCCAAACCCACUAAAGACACCAGUAGUCUUCGCACAAUUGGAUGGAACCCCGGCAUACGGAGUCCCAGUAACAGAAAAAAC
Molecule: messenger RNA, 1416 nt
Organism: Anolis carolinensis (green anole)
Lineage: Eukaryota; Metazoa; Chordata; Lepidosauria; Squamata; Anolidae
Exons: 2
Coding region: 90-1142 (350 amino acids)
Molecular function (GO): zinc ion binding; nucleic acid binding
Source: RefSeq, a predicted model, not a curated record